UUUAAUUCAACUUAAACAUAACAAACACUUAAGUAAUAGAUUUAGCUGUUAAGAGGCGCGCCGAUCCAUCGCAAUCCAAAUCGUUCAAAGGCAUUUUCGAAAAGAAAGCCCAGCAGAAGCAACUUAGAAGCAAAGGGAACAGAGCAGAAUAGGAAAAUAUAGCAUAUAUAACCUACUGUCACGCUAGGAUACUACCACUUAAGUUAUGAAACUAUGUACAUUUGAGAAGAGAAAGGUUAUUUUACUAUAAAAGCAACUGUAAGCUGUGAGAAACAGUCAUCAACAACAGAGAGCCCAGAUCAGCCUAGAGAGGCAUUACAUAGCAGGCAGGCAGGCAGGCAGAAAGGGAGCAAGGGACACAGAGUCACAAUAGCGACGGAACACUGUACAUAGACAGCACACAAAUUCAAUCUCAAUCCCAAGCCGAAGAAGUUAUCGUGAUGAACGCGCGUUCGCAGGUCUUCGAUCUGACCAUGGAGGGUCGUCAGGUGGACGAGGCGGUAGCCACCAUCUUUCACACCGUCCUCUUUCACCGCUGCCUGGGCAAGUACAUGUACACGGGCGACGCCCAGUACUCCAUUGGGACGGUCGGCUACACGGACGUCGAUUGCAACUUCAUUGACUUCACCUACGUGUGCUGCACUUCGGACAGCCUGACGCACAAGGUGAAGAGGGCCAUCAACUCGUUCAGCGAAAAGCUGCGCUCCAACGAAAGCUGCGGCUCCGGCCAAAUCAGCCUGGAGUUCUUCCAGAAAAAGAAGAACCGCUGGCCCUUCCCGCAGGAGUCGAUCCCGUGGGAAGUGUGGACGGUCCAUCUGGACCUGAUCAAGCACGAGAACGAGGACGAGCGGCAGCUGUGCCGCGAGAAUGUCUCCGAUCUCCUGACCGAAAAGGUCAUAUACAUCACCGAGCUGAUGAACCGACACGACUACGUCCCCAAGACGCCCAGUCAGAGCGAACUGGACCUGAUCUUCGACACAUCCUUUCCGGACGUGCAGCCGUACCUCUUUAAAUUCGACUACUCCACUUCUGGCUCGGCUGCCCCCUCCAUGGGCAACGCCAUGAAGAAGAUCAUCAAAGAGACCCUCGCAAUGUGACGGGUUGAAGGAGAAGGGAUCGAGAUCCUGUCACCUUUGUGUAGAAACGCCACACCAGUGGCUGGUUAUCACUACGGGGCUGUCCACACAUCAAAAUUAGUUGUUCGCGAGUUUAUUUAUUUGUAUUUUCUUUUUUUUUCAACCGUUUAUAGUGUUUUUACCCAAGACUAAGGGUGAGUCAUUUGCAAGGGUGAUAAGAUAAAAUACCAAGUAGUUAAAUAUUUAUGGCAAGUCCCUGCUGAACUAGAACGUUUUAAAUGUAGGUUUUCAUUUCAAUUGUUCUGCCUUAAGUGGGCGUUAACCCAUGUCUCGUCCGUAUUUUUUAAUGGUUUUGAACAUUUUUUGUGAAGAACCAUUAAAACUUAGAACUGCAAUACAAAAUGUUCUACUAUUUUAACUGAGACAUAGGUGAACCCCCUUAAAGCCGGAUGGCAUUUUCUUUAAAAAUGGCUAACUGACUGGAUUUAUUGUUGAAGAUAUAGAAGAUGAACAACUCACGUAAAUAAAUCCAGUCAGUUAGACAAACACUAAGCAAGUGUUAUGCGACCAUUAAUAUAUACACCCGUUACUCCUAGAGAAAAAUGGUAUAUUGUAUUCGUCGGAAUGUAUGAAACGAGCAGAAGGGAGCGUUUCCGACUUGAUAAAGUUAUAUAUUCAUGUCCGUCUGUGGGUCUGUCCGUUUGUCUGUAUGUCCGUAUGAACCCCAAAGUCUCGGAAUCAACAAAAGUUAAAAGGUUGGGAGUAAGCAUACAGAUUCUAGGGGCUCCUUAGCAGCCUUGUUUGUUUUAUCGGAGUGCCACGCCCACUCUAAAGCUAAAGUCUGUAUAGCGCCCAUUUUUUUUUGGUUUACAAUUUUUUUCUUAACGGUUUCUUGCGUAAGUUAAAAUACGUUUUAUUGAUCCAAUACCUAUCUACAUUCCAAUAACCAAACCAAUCGCAAUAUUAUUUAAUAAGUUAUAAAAUUAUAAAAGUUGGUGACGCUACCCCUAGGUGCAGAAUCAAAAGAAAUGCCCUGGAAAUUAUUUGAGAAAUCUUGUUUUAUAGUUGGUUAGCUGAGUAACGGGUAUCAGAUGGUCGAGGCACUCGACCAUAGUGUUCUCUCUUGUUGUAGUUGUUAUUAUGGCCUAAGUUAUCCAAUAGGUUAUAUUAACCACCGGUACAUCCAAGAGCAUGGUAUGGGUAAAUCCAGCUCUGCAGGAUUUAAAAGUGUUCACGCAAAAGAGCAGGAGGCAACGUUGUGCAGACAGCGAUGCUUGGCUAAAAGGAGAUGGAUGCAGAGUCAAGAGCCGAGUUGAAAAUUGUAAAGAAUAGGCUCUCGAGUUUACCACAUAGGCCACCAUUUAGCUGUCUAUCACCCCACCAAACUUCCCUUGCUCCAAGCCUAAGCUCGAGGUGCGACAAGCGUUGUACCCAUUCGAUUAUCCAUGCAAAACGUUCCAAAAUCAAGCUUUGAGCUCCACUAGCAAGCAAAUACCUGUCAGCAGAGCAAAUGCAUUGUGUUAAUUAUGUCUAAAUCGCCAGUGUAAAUAAUGAAAAUGAUGCAAGCUAAGAAAUUAUAUUCGGUGUGCAAGAGAGAAGGAGGAGAAGGAAAACAAUAACGAAUUCAGAACCCAUCUAAUGUUGAGAUCGAGGCAAGUAGCGGUAGAGAUGUAUGUAUAAAAGAUUGUGAUUGUACUUGUAGUGUUUAAACGAUAGUACCAACUCUAUGUAUCCAUGGAGAUCAAAUAUAUAGAUGUGUAUGUAUGUAAAUCAAUGUUUAUCUGUAUGUCCAAGCUAUAGAAGUAAUCGAUAAAUGUACUUUACGACUUAACUAAUAUUGUAAAAUCGAAUUAAGCAGAAUAAAUCCUUUGAAGCACACGUUCAAAGUAGAAAUGUAA
Molecule: messenger RNA, 2974 nt
Organism: Drosophila suzukii
Lineage: Eukaryota; Metazoa; Arthropoda; Insecta; Diptera; Drosophilidae
Gene: Atg101
Product: autophagy-related protein 101
Biological process (GO): autophagosome assembly; autophagy
Cellular component (GO): phagophore assembly site
Source: RefSeq, a predicted model, not a curated record